Lasiodiplodia theobromae is the source of this 909-nucleotide messenger RNA. RefSeq names its product Short chain dehydrogenase. Gene Ontology annotation, molecular function: oxidoreductase activity, acting on the CH-OH group of donors, NAD or NADP as acceptor. NCBI's taxonomy places the organism in Eukaryota, Fungi, Ascomycota, Dothideomycetes, Botryosphaeriales, Botryosphaeriaceae. The transcript has a single exon. The coding region runs from base 1 to 909 and encodes 302 amino acids. The record is from RefSeq and is a predicted model, not a curated record.
AUGCCUCGCCUCCUCGAAGAUAAGGUCGUCCUCGUCACCGGCGGUGCCGGCGGUCUGGGCCGUGCUAUCGUCAAGGCGUGCAGCGACAACAAGGCCAAGGUCGUCAUCUGCGACGUCAACGAGGAGCGUGUCAAGGAGACGGAGAACGACUUCGAGAAGCUGUGGCACGUCGGCCCGCUGGACAAGCUGUCGACUGCCGUCACGGAUGUCUCCAACGAGACGGGCGCCGCGGCCGCCGUCGAGCACUGCAUCCGCCGCUUCGGGCGCCUCGACGUCCUCAUCAACUGCGCCGGCAUCAUGGACGCCUACGACCCGGUUGACAACAUCGACGCCGACCUCUGGAACCGCGUCCUCGCCGUCAACCUGACGGGCCCGGCCCUGAUGUCCAAGCACGCGGUCAAGCACUUCCUGUCGCGCGACGCCAAGUCGACGCACGGGUGCAACAUCAUCAACGUCGCGGCCGCAGCCGCCGUGCGCGGCGCCGCAGCAGGUAUGUCGUCCAUCGCGCCGGUGCUGGCGGCCGCCGUCGGCGGCGUCGCCGGCCGCGACCUGUACAGCAACCUCGACCCGGAAACGUACGCUCACAUGGUCUUCAUCAAAGGUGCCGCCUACACGGCCGCCAACCACGGCCUCGUCGGCCUGACCAAGAACACGGCCGCCGCCUACGCCAAGAAGGGCAUCCGCUGCAACGCCGUGCUGCCCGGCAGCAUGGACACCAACCUCGUCAGCAGCAUCCCCGCCGACUUCAACGAGGAGGGCCAGCAGACGGCUGCUACCCUCGCCAACAUCCUGCCCGGCAGCGUCGACGUCGAGAAGCUGGCCAAGACCAUCGUGCACCUGGCGAGCGAGAAUGCCGAGGGUAUUAACGGCGCGAUUAUUGCGGCGGAUAACGGCUGGACUUCUUUCUAG